Messenger RNA from Vicia villosa (hairy vetch), 2907 nucleotides. RefSeq lists its product as uncharacterized. The record is from RefSeq and is a predicted model, not a curated record. Gene Ontology annotation, molecular function: zinc ion binding; nucleic acid binding. NCBI's taxonomy places the organism in Eukaryota, Viridiplantae, Streptophyta, Magnoliopsida, Fabales, Fabaceae. The transcript is spliced from 4 exons. The coding region runs from base 1 to 2907 and encodes 968 amino acids.
AUGGCUGAACAACGCAGAGGACCUGGGAGACCCAGAAGGAAUCCAAUUCCUAAUCCGCCUGAAAUUCCAAUUCCCAAUCCAGCUGGUGAUGCCAAUGCACCUUGGUUGCAGAUGAUGCAACAAAUGCAACAACAGAACCAGAUGAUGAUGCAAAUGAUGCAAGGUAUGCAAGGGAAUCAACAACAACAACCAGCUGCUCCUGUUCCUCCAGUUCCUAAUGGGCCAGAUUUUCGUGCUUUCUUUCGGAUGACUCCUCCAGAGUUUGCAGGUAGCCUGAAUCAUAUUGUAGCCCAUGAUUGGUUGUAUAGCAUGGAGAGGAUAUUCCAGGCUAUUCGAUGCACUGAGGAGGAAAAGGUUAUUUUUGCUGCUCAGAAACUCAAGGGUCCUGCAGGUAGGUGGUGGGAUACUGCCUCCACCCGCUUCACUUCUCAAGGGAUUCCUAAGGAUUGGGAACAUUUCAAGACCGCUUUCUUAGAGAAGUACUUCCCUAACAGCAUCCGUGCCCAGAAAGAAAGAGAGUUCCAGUUAUUCAAGCAAGGAAAUCUCACUGUUUCUGAAUAUGCUGAAAAAUUUGAGGACAUGGCUGCUUAUUCCAGACAAGCUGUUUAUGCACCAGAUGAGUUAUGGAAGAUUAAUCAGUUUUUGUUUGGCCUUAAUGCUGAUAUUGCCCACAGUGUGUCUCAGAGGGAGUUCACUACUUAUGCUGAGUGUCUCCGACAAUGUUAUGUUGCUGAAAACAGUCUGAAGAGGGUUAAGGAAGAAAGGGAGCAAAACCGACCUUUUCGCCAAAACCAAGGGAAAGUGAGCCAAUUCUUGAAGCCUCGUAACUCUCCUCCAGCAAUGAAACCCGCUUAUGUCAACCGUUCAACUCAGCCUCCUUGGUGUAACAAAUGUAGGAGCAAACACCAUGGAAACUGUAGAAGCGGUCCAGUGAAGUGUUACAAGUGUGGACAGGAAGGUCAUCUCCGGCCUAACUGCCCUAGGCCAUACAUUCCUGAGAAGACCACAGGGCGAGUGUAUACCUUGGAUGCUCGAAAGGCUCAAGGGAACACAAGUCUUGUUGCUGGUACGUGUUUUAUAAAUAACCAACCUUGUUUUGUUCUUGUAGAUUGUGGAGCAACGCAUUCUUUUAUUUCUAAUUCUUGUGUGCGCCGUCUCGGAUUUGAGGCUACUAGUCUUUCUGUUCCUAUGUUGAUUUCAUCUGCCACGGAUGAUGUGGUCGAAGCCUUGGAGAUUUGUAGAGAUUGUUCAGUCACUUUCAACGACCGAAGGUUCUCUAUUGAUCUUAUUUGCUUGCCUCUAAAGAAGAUUGAUGUAGUACUGGGCAUGGAUUGGUUGUCGGCCAACUCAGUAUACAUUGGUUGCAAGGAGAAGGCUAUCUUUAUUCCUGCAGAAGAGACUGCUCCUAUUGAUGCGAUUGGGAAUCUAAUCGAAGGUACAAUUAACCUAAUUAGUUGUCUCUAUGUUCAGGAGAGAUCUUUUCUUUUAGCUCUCACCGCAGAAUCUGAAACCAAGAAAGAUAUAUCAAAUAUUCCCGUCGUUUCUCCAGUUUCUAUUGCUCCAUAUCGAAUGUCUCCUACAGAGUUGAGAGAAUUGAAGAGUCAGUUAGAGGAGUUGAUAGCAAAACAUUUUAUCAGACCAAGUGUCUUUCCUUGGGGUGCUCCAGUGUUAUUGGUCAAGAAGAAGGAUGGUAGUAUGCGUUUGUGCAUUGAUUAUCGACAACUCAACAAAGUGACCAUAAAGAACAAGUAUCCUUUACCACGGAUUGAUGACCUCCUGGAUCCAUUGAAAAGAGCCUGUGUGUUCUCGAAGAUUGAUCUCAGGUCGGGAUAUCAUCAAAUUCGGGUGAAGAAUUCCGAUGUAUCGAAGACCGCAUUCAGAACGCGGUAUGGCCACUAUGAAUUCUUGGUUAUGCCGUUUGGAGUGACCAAUGCUCCUGCUGUCUUUAUGGACUACAUGAACCGUGUGUUCCAACCAUAUUUGGACCGGUUUGUGGUGAUAUUCAUAGACGACAUUUUAAUAUAUUCUAAGACGGUGGAUGAGCAUAUGGAACACUUGAGGAUUGUGUUGUCAGUUCUUCGAGAGAAACAAUUAUUUGCAAAGUUGAGUAAGUGUGAAUUCUGGAUGUCCGAGGUGAAGUUCCUUGGACAUGUCAUUUCUGGUGGCGGUGUGGCUGUGGAUCCGUCAAAGGUAGAAGCAGUGAUUAAUUGGGAACGACCUAAGAAUGCAAGUGAAGUUCGGAGUUUCCUUGGAUUAGCAGGUUACUAUCGGCGGUUCAUUAUGGGAUUCUCAAAGCUAGCUCUACCUAUGACCCGACUUACGAGGAAGGAAGUUACUUUUGAGUGGAAUUCCGAUUGUGAGCGGAGUUUCCAAAGGUUGAAGAAGAAGUUGACUACUGCUCCGGUAUUGAUAAUUGCAGAUCCGGAUAAAUCCUAUGAAGUUUUCUAUGAUGCAUCAAAGAAAGGAUUAGGUGGUGUCUUAAUGCAAGAAGGUCAAGUUGUGGCUUAUGCAUCUAGACAACUAAGAUCUCAUGAAGAGAAUUAUCCUACUCAUGACCUUGAACUUGCGGCUAUUGUGUUUGCACUUAAAAAAGAACUGAAUAUGCGUCAGAGGAGGUGGAUGGAGUAUUUGAAAGACUUUAAUUUUGAUUUGAGGUAUCAUCCAGGAAAGGCUAAUAAGGUUGCAGAUGCCUUGAGCAGAAAGGAGAUUCAUGUAGCGGAGUUGAUGAUGAUGGAAUUCAAUUUGAUGGAAGAAUUUAGGAAUCUCAGUUUGCAGUUUGUGUGGGCACCUACGGGUGUGUUGAUUAGUAAUCUCAAUGUUGAGAAUGUUUUGCGAGAAAGAAUCUGUCAAGCUCAAUAUGGAGUUGCAAGCUCAAGAGAAAUUCCCGGAAUUCUCUCGAGCAUCUGA